Messenger RNA from Rhododendron vialii, 1114 nucleotides. RefSeq names its product nifU-like protein 2, chloroplastic. The record is from RefSeq and is a predicted model, not a curated record. The coding region runs from base 147 to 866 and encodes 239 amino acids. Gene Ontology annotation, molecular function: iron-sulfur cluster binding; iron ion binding. Gene Ontology annotation, biological process: iron-sulfur cluster assembly. Gene Ontology annotation, cellular component: mitochondrion; chloroplast stroma. NCBI's taxonomy places the organism in Eukaryota, Viridiplantae, Streptophyta, Magnoliopsida, Ericales, Ericaceae. The transcript is spliced from 4 exons.
AUACUGUAUAUACCUGGAGCAAAGCUGGGUACAAAAAUCACACCCUCUCUGGAAUAACCUGGGGAGCAGAAGUACACCUGUGCCCCGUAGAUUCCGUUCUUGGAGCCUACAAGAGAGAGAGACAUUUGGAGAGAGAAACAAAAGAGAUGCACUGCGCUGCUAUGUUGAGUACCACAUCGUAUUCGUAUUGCAGGGCACAACAAACCCUAGAGCCUUCAUGUUCAACCACCUUUUUCCACGCCUCUUCACCCAUCAAGAAUUCCUUCCUUAGUAGCCGAGUUUCACUGUCGAGGAGAAGUAAUCUGGUGCAGAGGAGCAUACCGCGUUCUCUGAGGAUCCCAUUGCCCACCAGGACCCGCAGGCAAGUUGUAAAGGCUGUUGCUACUCCACCUUCUGCUGUCGAGUUGCCCUUAACUGCAGAAAACGUGGAGAGUGUGUUGGAUGAAAUCCGACCAUAUCUCAUUUCAGAUGGCGGUAAUGUGGCAUUACAUGAAAUUGAUGGCAAUGUUGUGAGGUUGAAGCUGCAAGGAGCAUGUGGCUCCUGUCCGAGUUCUGUAAUGACUAUGAAGAUGGGAAUUGAGCGUCGCUUGAUGGAAAAGAUUCCAGAAAUAGUGGCAGUUGAACCAAUAGCAGACAAAGAAACUGGCCUUGAGUUGAAUGAAGAAAACAUAGAGGCGGUCCUUGAAGAAAUAAGGCCGUACCUUGUUGGGGCAGCAGGUGGAUGUCUUGAAUUUGUGGCAAUCGAAGAGCCAAUUGUCAAGGUUAGAAUAACGGGUCCGGCGGCAGGGGUCAUGACUGUCCGGGUAGCUGUUACACAGAAACUGCGGGAGAAAAUUCCAGCCAUCGCAGCCGUUCAACUUCUGUAAAAGCUCAACCAAAAAGUCUGUUUAUACUUUGGAGGAGUCUCCUUUUUUGUAGAAAAGAUGUCAAAAACUGGUACUUGUAAGCUUUGAAGGAAAAGAUAGAUGGAUUUUGUGCUAAACCCAUGUAACGAAUAAACAGCAAUUGUUUCGUGUAGUUUCAAAGUCAUUCGGCUAUUAUCUGUUACUGAGGGGAGACAGAAUCCUGAGCUAUUGGGGAGAAUAACAAAAGAUCGUGUGGGUGUUCAUUUGUA